This is a messenger RNA of Quercus lobata, 3053 nucleotides long. RefSeq lists its product as uncharacterized. Bases 710 to 2821 code for a protein of 703 amino acids. The record is from RefSeq and is a predicted model, not a curated record. Lineage: Eukaryota; Viridiplantae; Streptophyta; Magnoliopsida; Fagales; Fagaceae. The transcript has 9 exons.
AAAAAAAAAAAGUUUCACCAAACGUUUUUGCGUGGGAAAGCAAAGCAAGUCUGGCGGGCAAGAAUCAUGUUCUUCUUCUGACAGACUCUGACAGAGAGAUAAGCUUAGCUGGGUACGUGUUUGUUGCGGUUGUAAUCACACAACCUGAGACCAAGCACUGAUUUUCAUGGCAAAAUAAUGCUCAGCUAGCGAUUAUGGACUGUGGCUAUGAUUUGUUGUGCUUCUUUGAGUUGUGAAAUUGAAGCUCUCUCUUUCCAAAGACUACCGAUCACACAUACAGCUGAACAACAUCCUGAUGGGGUCAGAUUUUCAAGGUUCGAGGACAUGAAAGCAAAUGUCCAUAAGGGGUUGUGUGUGGGUUUGUCGUAAAAGGAGAGAGAAAGAAAAUGUGAGAAGCAUAUUAGAGUAUUUUUGGUUUGAUUUUCUGGCUCACCCACAUACUAGUGGCUUCAGUGGUCUGAGAGAGCGAAUUCCCCAUCAUUCCAUCUGCCAUGGUUAGCAAUAUCCAUUACAAGAUUGGAUCAAAAGUUUUGGUAUAUGGCUUGCAGUGUCACAAAAGCACUGUUAUAGAGUACAAUGAUGAAUUUUCAUGCUUAUAUUGGAAGGAAUAAAUUCUUGCAAAAUCACGAUACAAUCACAAACAAACUGAAAGUACCCACUUGGAAGCAAAAUUGCCAAUGAUGCUGAUCCCUACAAAGUACUUUGUAUAAUGUUUAUCAAGAAGAGGUUAAUGGAGCUGUUUCCUCCAAGAUGGAGGAAUCUGUGGACUGAAUGGCAGCUACGAGUGUUGAUUCUACUUAGUCUCACUAGCCAAAUAAUUCUGGUCAUUCUGGGCAAUCGUAGAAAGUAUAUAUCUGGACCUUGGAUCAGAUUGAUUGUUUGGUCAACCUACUUACUAGCUGACUCAAUAGCUAUAAUGGCUGUUGGUAUUAUCUCAAAUGACAUAGGAGAAGUCUACAAUGACAAUGGUUUAGUUGAUACAAAGUAUGAGCUAAUAACAUUUUGGGCAGCCUUUUCGCUAUUGCACUUAGGUGGCACAGACACCAUUACUGCUUACUCCUUGGAGGACAAUGAGUUGUGGAAAAGGCACUCAUUGGGAGUGGUUAUCCAAGCAAUUGCAACGGUGUACAUUUGGCUCACGGCCUGGACAAGCUCUCGUCUUUCCCUACUUUUUGCUUUGAUGUUCUUUGUUGGGCUUGUGAAAUACUGUGAAAGAGUGUGGGUUCUUUUCUUGGCAAGUGAAAAAAGAUUUAGAGACUCAAUUCCAGAUACCCCUACCAAUGAUUCUAAAAUAAUGGAGAAAUGUAAACUGAAGCUGUUUGAGGGGUACCAUCUCACAACACAUCAGGUUUUUGAGGUUCAGGUGCCAGACCAUUCAGCUGGAACAACAUCAAAUGAGUCUAAUCCUCAUGCAUAUGAGUUACUUAUGGCCUAUAGCUUGCAUGAGAUGGUCAAACGUCUCUUCGCAGAUCUCAUACUCGGCUUCCAGGAUCGAGAUGCAAGUAGAGAAAUCUUUAAAAGGCUGUCUGUUCAACGGGCUUUCAAUGUUAUUGAGAUUGAACUCGGGUUUAUAUAUGAUUUAUUGUACACCAAGGCAAAGGCAAUCUAUUCUCCUUGGGGCAUUGCACGACGAAUUGUUGGAAUCCUUAUCAUUUUCACUGUAUUGGUGCUAUUUGUCACCCUCAAGGAGAGACAUCAUCACUCCAAGAUUGACAUUAUCAUAACUUUGGUAUUGUUGGUAGUCGCUCUUCUUUUGGAGUUAUAUGCAUUUAGGGAACUACUUCUCUCCGACCAGACCGCUCAUUGGUUAAUUAAGCAUGAGAAACCGACUUUCUUACCAGUCAUCAAUAGUACUUUACGAUGUAAAUGGCAUAAAAGACGCAGGUGGUCAAAUUCCAUUAGUCAGUUCAGUCUGCUAAGCUUUUCCCUAGGAAAAGCACCCUUACCCUAUUAUGGCAUCCUGAAGAUGUCAGGCAUUGAUGAAAUGCUUGAGAUCCAACCGUAUGAUAUUCCUCAACAAGACAUUCCUGAUAUAAAAUAUUUGAUCUUCUGUGAGAUCAAGGAUAUUAGGGAUUGGGCAGAAGUGAGUAAUUAUGACACAGAUCUUAUAGCUUUGUAUGGUCAUAGGGGAGGCCGCACACUUGAAAGGUAUAAACGUGGGGAUCUUGCUUGGAGUGUUGAAAAAGGGUUUGACCAGAGCAUCCUUAUCUGGCACCUUGCUACAGAAAUUUGCUACUUCCAAGAUUACAUAAAGCCGGAUGAGAUUAAAACAUGGAUUGACGGUGAAGGUAAACGAAACCCAAAAGAUGAAAGAAGUGCAAUAGGUUUACUGCGCCAAAGAUGCAAUUACCUAUCGCGAUAUAUGCUCUACCUUCUAGUAAGGUGUCCUAGUAUGUUACCAAUUGGUAUGGGGCAUAUCAAGUUCCGGGACAUUUAUACUGAGGUUGGGGAAUUUAUUGAAGAACAUACUGGCAAAUCAGUUGGAGAUGAGGAGGAAGCUUCGAAGACACUGAGUAAAGUGAAAACUGACAUCAUGCUAACAGUUGGAGGGAAGGGUAGAAGCAAUAAUUUAAUAUUUUAUGCAUGUAAGCUUGCUUCAUCAUUAGGUCCAGGCGAGGAGAAGUGGGAUAUAAUUAAAAAUGUUUGGCUGGAAAUGUUGGGUCAUGCUGCUAGCCAAUGUAAAGGAAGGCUUCACGCUCAGCAGCUGAGACGAGGAGGAGAGCUUCUCACUCAUGUAUGGCUUCUAAUGGCACAUUUUGGCUUAACUGAUCACUUUCAAAUUUCACACAGCCAUGCAAUAGCUGAAGUGAUUCUGAGAUAGAUUAAAAUUUAUAUUUGUAGCUUAAUUGCAUUUGGGCUUUAAUUAGAGAACUAUACAUAAACAUUAAUGUGGGCUCUAUGUGCCGAACUCAUAUAUAGUAUUAUGUGAGAAUGUGUAUAUAUAGUACCCUGGAUACACCAAAUAAUUUACUUCUUAAUCCUAGGAGAUUGAUCAUUUGGCAGUGGCACAGCAUCUGGAAGGUUGAUACACUAUGAAAUUUGUUGGUCUCUUA